CCGAGUGGAUCGAUCGAAAUGGCAGAGCAGAGACAUGCGGGUGAUGGAUCACAGGUCCAUGGACCUAAUGAUGCCACAAGUCACCAGCUGGGAAGGAUGAUCAUGGAAAGACUGCUAUCCAAACUGCAGGAUACAGUGAGUCGCCUACCCCUAGAUUUAGAUUAUUUGCAGUUUUUAUGCAGUCAUGAGCUUCUCUUCAUUUCAUCAGUCUAUGAUCAAAUUUCAGUCCCAGAGGAACUCCUUGGUGAACUGUCAACCUUGAAAAACACAGUGGAUAGGCAUAUUGACAAUAACAAUGAACCUGUUACUGCCCUUGAAGUGGAAUUUGGAGUUAAGGGGCCCCCAAAGUUUAUUAUUUCCAGAGAACAUCUUCAGUACCUAGUUAAUAUGCAGCUAUCUGUUCCAUGUAUCGCCGAGCUUCUUGGUGUGUCAACAAGGACAAUCAAACGUCGCCUCACUGAGUAUGGCAUUUCUCUAAAGGACACCUACAGUAAAAUCACAGAUGAAGAACUUGACAACCUAGUGAGGUCAAUCAAAGCUAAAAGUCCACACCUAGGCCAUAGAAUGAUGAAGGGACACUUACAAGCCUUGGGUCAUCGUGUGCCAUGGACAAGAGUUUGGGAUUCCAUGCAUCGAGUGGACUCUGCUGGAAUACUAGCAAGAAUUACACAAUUGAGAUGUGUAGUCAGAAGGACUUAUUCCGUCAAGGGCCCUCUUCAUGUUGUUCACAUAGACACAAACCAUAAGCUGAUAAGAUAUGGCCUUGUGAUAUUCGGUGCCAUUGAUGGGUACUCCAGAAAGAUCAUGUACCUUGGACCUGCAACCGAUAACAAGGCAUCCACUGCCCUCGGUUUCUUCCUUCAGUCAGUGGAGAGACAUGGGUUUCCAUUGAGAGUUCGAGGAGACCAAGGAGUUGAAAAUGUAGAGAUUGCCAGAUGUAUGUUUUCUGUGCGUGGUUGUGGCAGGGGAAGCUACAUCUCAGGAAAAAGCGUGCAUAACCAGCGUUUGUGUUCCUGCCUCGUCUCCAGGCCAGCCUUGACUCCUUUACUAGUGGGUGGAAUAACCAUCCUCUCCGCACAGAGAGUAAUAGAAGCCCAGACCAGUUGUGGGAAAUUGGACUCCUGCAAAACCCUGUCCCUCCUCCAGUCCAAUCUGAGAUUGCACAAGACGACGACUCUGACUGGGACACAGACAGUAUCUCUGACCAGCCGUGGACAGGAAUUGUAGUUCCUCCAGUCGAAUGCCCCUUAACUGAAGAACUUAAGGCCCAAAUUCAAACUUUUUUUAACCCAACCUCACACUCUCAAAACUAUGGAAGAGACAAGUAUUUAGAAGUUUUGAAUUUUGUUCUGCUUCAUUCUUAAUUGACACUAAAUCAAUCAUUGAAAUGACUAGUGACCAAAUGAUCCAUUUAGAAGCAAAUUAACAUCCAAUUCAAUAAAAAACAAAC
Carassius carassius (crucian carp) is the source of this 1450-nucleotide messenger RNA. RefSeq lists its product as uncharacterized. The transcript has 7 exons. The record is from RefSeq and is a predicted model, not a curated record. Lineage: Eukaryota; Metazoa; Chordata; Actinopteri; Cypriniformes; Cyprinidae. Gene Ontology annotation, molecular function: nucleic acid binding. The coding region runs from base 19 to 1227 and encodes 402 amino acids.